CACUACGAGUAAGUAUAUACUCUGGUCAACUCAUCGUUGUGCACCGUAUUUAAACUUUAACGUGUGUUACUUUCUCGUGAGUGUAAUUUUGAGUUUCAAGAUAGUGCCUAGACUGCCUAGAGGUAGGAGUCGAUAUUCUCACGUGUCGUGCCGUGCAUGGGUCAAGGUAUCGGUCACGUAUGUGUACUCUCUUCUGCUUAGUGUCCAAGAGUCGGAAAAAAUAAAACAAAAAAGACGCGCCCGAAAAGCGUGAGAGAGGGUCUGCAUUCUGCAAUCCCACAAGAUAUAGUAUAGGCCCCCUACACACUUGUGCAUCCGCAUCAUAUCAUACCUUUCACACCAACAAAUAUAUAAAGAUCCUACAUCAUCAUCGUCUAGAGCAGAAUGGCGACAAAAGCGAGCAAAAAAGCCGCGAGCUCCUCGACUUCGACGGGAGGAGCCGGCUUUAACGUCCAGCUCCCAACAACCUCGACUCCGACGCCGGGCAAUACCGGCGGCACCUCCACCCGAGCAUCCCGGCCAGGCAGUCCGCUCAGCCCGACCCGUUACUCUCGACUCCAGGAGAAGCAUGACCUGCAGAACCUCAACGACCGACUCGCCUGCUACAUCGACAAGGUGCGUCACCUCGAGUCCGAGAACUCAAGGCUCACCAGGGAAGUGCAGAGCCACCAGGAGACCACCACCCGCGAGGUCUCAAACAUCAAGUCGAUGUACGAGCAUGAGCUCUCAGAUGCCAGGAAACUCCUUGACGAGACCGCGCGCGAGCGCGCUAAGCUUGAGAUUGACACCAAGAGGCUCUGGGACGACAACGAAGAUCUCAAGAACAAGCUUGAAAAAAAAACAAAGGACCUGACUGUGGCCGAGCGCAAUUCGUCCCUGUUCGAGGGCCGCUGCAAUGACCUGCAAUCCCAGUACAAUCAAUCUCAAGCGGAGCGCAAGAAACUGGCCGAUCGCGUGCGCGAACUCGAGAAGGAGGUCGAGCGUCUCGCAGCGGUGCUCGACGAGGCGCGCAAGAACCUGGAAGAGGAGACCCUCCAGCGCAUCGAUCUCGAGAACCAUAUUCAGAGCCUCAAGGAGGACAUCAGCUUCAAGGACCAGGUCUACCAACAAGAGCUCACCGAGACUCGCACCAAACGCCAAGUGGACAUCUCAGAGAUAGAUGGGCGCCUGGCCGAGCAGUAUGAGGCGAAGCUGCAGCAGUCGCUGCAGGAGCUGCGCGACCAGUACGAGGCCCAGAUGCGCGUCAACCGCGAGGAGAUCGAGCUCAUGUACGAGAAGGAGAUCAAGAACCUCAAGUCGCACGCGCAGCGCAACAGCGGUGCCGCUACCCUGGCGGUUGAGGAGCUCAGACAGGCCCGUAGCCGCAACGAAAGCUGCAACGCUCGUAUCAACGAGCUUGAGAAGGCCAACAACGCGCUCAGUGCUCGCAUACGUGAACUGGAGAAUCAGCGAGAAGCCGAGCGGGCAAAACACACCGAGGGCCUGGCUGCUCUAGAGGAGGAGCUGUCACGCAUGAGAGAGGAGAUGGCGAAUCAGCUCCAGGAGUACCAAGACCUCAUGGACAUCAGAGUCGCCCUCGAUCUCGAGAUCGCGGCCUACAGGAAGCUCCUUGAGACCGAGGAGGCUAGGCUCAACAUAACGCCCGCUCAGUCGCAGAGUAGCGUGUCUGGCCGAGAGACCCCAAGCCGAGCUACUCCGGUGCGUAGUAACAAGAGGAAGCGCACCCUGCUGGAAGAGUCCGAGGAGCGUACCACCAGCGAUUACAGUGUCACGGGCUCGGCACGAGGUGAUGUCGAGAUUACCGAGGCCGAGACUCAAGGCCGCUUCGUCAAACUGACAAACAAGGGUGGCAAAGAAACAUCUCUGAGCGGUUGGCAAUUGAUUCGCAAAGCUGGAAACUUGGAAACCAUCUUUAAAUUCCAUAGGACGGCUAAGCUCGAGCCGGGUGCAAGUGUCACCGUUUGGUCAUCUGACAUCGGCGUGACUCACGAGCCACCCACCAAUUUGGUGAUGAAGAGCCAGAAAUGGUUUGUUGCCGAUAACAUGACCACUUUGUUGCUGAACAACGAUGGAGAAGAAAUGGCCAAUUCUGAGCGAAAAAAACAACAAAUGUCCACAUCUGUGUCACGACACAGGGAAAGUUUCUUGAGAUUACCUGAAGAGCUUCAUCAUCAGCAGAGAAGAACUAGUUUCUUCAACUUCUUUUAAGUACGACGACACACAGCUCUGACGAGCAAGUAUACGGAGAUCCUAGGAGUGAUGAACGCUGCUGCCUUAUGUGAAUUGAAUGAAGAUAAAUAUUUAAGAAGAAAUACUAAUAUUUACAGAAAAAAAAUAUUUUUCCUAAUUAAGCUUAAUAAGUAAAGGCAUUUUACGCUAUAUGAAGUCGUUUCUAAGUAGGACGCAAGAAUUUAAUUAUCGUUAGAAAAAAUUGUAGAAUUCAUCUUCGUCACUUUUCAUUUGAAAAGUGAACGUAAUUUGUUUUGUUUUUUUUUUUUCAACUUGUCGAUCCAUACUUAAAAUCGAUGCCAAA
Molecule: messenger RNA, 2533 nt
Organism: Copidosoma floridanum
Lineage: Eukaryota; Metazoa; Arthropoda; Insecta; Hymenoptera; Encyrtidae
Product: lamin
Biological process (GO): protein localization to nuclear envelope; nuclear envelope organization; heterochromatin formation
Cellular component (GO): nuclear envelope; nuclear lamina
Molecular function (GO): structural constituent of cytoskeleton
Source: RefSeq, a predicted model, not a curated record